Molecule: messenger RNA, 1543 nt
Organism: Laetiporus sulphureus 93-53
Lineage: Eukaryota; Fungi; Basidiomycota; Agaricomycetes; Polyporales; Laetiporaceae
Product: UbiA prenyltransferase
Exons: 7
Coding region: 437-1381 (314 amino acids)
Biological process (GO): ubiquinone biosynthetic process
Cellular component (GO): mitochondrial inner membrane
Molecular function (GO): 4-hydroxybenzoate polyprenyltransferase activity
Source: RefSeq, a predicted model, not a curated record
CAAAGCGCGACAAUGGAGGCGAUCAGUGGCGCAGCUUAGUUGUCAAAAAUCACAUACUUCUCUUCUGGUACUAUCUGACCCACGCACAUGGGAAACAUCAGGAACGUUCCUUACAGCUGAAUUCAAGAUAAUAGGCCGUGCCUGAAAAACUACACAUGGGCCCAAUUCAUUGGGAUGAGAGAACCUCAUCCAAUAUUGGUUGAAGUGGCUCGAAGUGCCCUGUGUGCUGCUCCUCUCGGUGUCCAGCAGCGGAUAGAAGCCUUCUGUCUAAUUUGCAACGCUUUUUGCCUGCGUGCGCUAUAUUUCUGGCGGACCUAUCGUUUUAUGUUUCACUGUGUGGAAUCAGGGGGAGGCUAGCUCUGGCGCUGGCUCCAAAACGUAUAUAAACCUAUAACUCGUCUCUUCCUUGACAGUUGCUCACCCGUAUCCUUCCAACAUGUCUAUCCAGAAGACCUCCACAAACGUCAGCCCAAGGGCCAUACACCGCAGUGUUCCUCCCUUGUGGCAUUCUUAUCUGAAGUUGGCUAGAAUGCAUACUUGGCCCGCGGGAACCCUGCUAUUCUUCCUGCCAUGCACGUGGGCACUAACCAUGUCAGCAUAUACCUCGGGGCUCCCGCCGAAACACCUCUUUAUUCAAGGGCUAGGUUGUCUCCUUAUGUGUACGGUCCGCCACAGCGCUGCUUGCAUCUGGAACGAUAUUUGCGAUCGGGACUUUGAUCGUAAAAUCGAACGAACUAAGACACGCCCGAUAGCAUCUGGAAUAAUCUCGGUGUCCUCUGCGCUCCUAUUCCUUGCCGUAAACUGCAUUAUCUAUCUUGCAAUGCUAGCGCAGGCAGGGCGUGAAGCUAUGAACUUUGGCAUCAUCGGCCUCUUCACAUUUGAGAUGAUAUAUCCUAUAUCUAAGCGGUUCACCAAUUGGCCACAGGCAUGGCUAGGCGUUGAUUGCGCCUGGGGUGUGCCCAUCGCAUGGGCCAUCAACCACGAGACGAUGAAUUGGGAAAUAGUCUUCAUCCUUAUGGUCGGUAUCACAUGCUGGGCCAUUCAUUUUGACACCGUAUAUGCCUGCCAAGACAGACAGGAAGAUGCACAGGUCGGAGUGCGUUCCUGCGCUCUUCUGUUCGGGAAUUACGUUCGUCCAAUUCUGGCACUAUUUUCUACCGCAUUUAUUGCAUCUCUUGCGUACGCCGCAUAUCUGAAUCGGCAAGGGCCGCUAUACUACAUCAUCGCCGUCCUGGGAUCAGCUUUGCAUCUUGUGUGGCAAUUUGCGAGCAGCGACGACUGGGAAAAAGAUGGCGGGAGGAUUUUCAAGUCGAACGGUGACCUUGGAUACAUCGUCUUGGCGGGGAUGCUAUGUGACUAUGCUUACAAAGUUGCGGUUUAAUUUCUUGCGUCGCUGCUUAGAAUGCAGCAGAAUCCUCGCACAUAGAUUCAUAUAUGACUUGCAGUAGAAGAGGAUGGAGGUCGUUUCGCAGGUCUCUAACGCGCUUUGCCAUGUUGCUCGAAUCAUCUUGUGGUUAAAUAAAUGAGAUGCAUCUACACUGUG